AUGACUAGUCCAUCGAGUAGCUCGGAACAAUCCGUAACGUCUACUCCCUUUGGUCUUCGCAAUGGAGCUCAGAUUCCGCGGAAACUUGUGAAGAUUCCCAAGGAUCAACAAGCAAUCUUUUCAGACAGCGGAAGACAACCGUGGAUAUCAAAUCUCAGAAACAACCAACAGCAGAAUACCGCCAGAGUCCCGCCAAAGGUCCUUGAACAAAUUAAGUAUUUUCAUACCUCUCGAACCCUGCCGCCACCUGCUCAGAAGCCAAAUGCGCCUCUUUCCAGUGGGCCAACUGCAUCAGUCUCAGUCUCCGAGAAUAUACCCAACGAUCAGCAAGAUGAUGAAUCAGACUCUGAGCCAGAGGUGCCCGUCAGCUCCUGGCCGGAAUCUCCCCCACGACUGCCCCGUGGAAGGGUGCCGCAAGGAACUCCUUCUCCAGCACCUUCCAUUAGGUCACAAGUCAUCUUGACCCAAGGCCAGUCUGGUGUAGAACGAAUUAUCUCCCAGUCCCCACCACCGCGGACAAGAAGCAGUCCUCAGAUUCGGUCUUCGCCACCGAUCGUCCCAGCCACCAAGCAACAGAUAUCACCUCUUAUAGGCGCCAAACGUCGCUUCCAGGUUGACGUGUUUCCUUCCAGCAGCGCCGGUGUUGAAGACGAGUUGGAAACCGCCAUCCCAGGGGCUCUCUGCGAAGCGACACCCCCUAUCAACAGAAGAGCUGCGCGUUUGACUACUGCAUCCCAGGCCGUCACCAGUCCUCCCUGCGGUCAAGGAAGCAUAGUUCCGUCCACUUACAAAGACAUUAAGAGCUCUGACAAGGUGGAAGAACCAGUUUGCAAGAAAAGACGAAUGAAGGCAGUCGAACUGAGCUCCCAAGAAGUUGAAGAGGAGCGCCCUUCGGCAGAUGUUGACCCACAAUCUGUAGCACCACUUCCUCAAACUCAUCAAAGAGCCCUACAGACAGCCUCAGGCUCUGCACUUGCGUCAGCGUCUCUUAUCACCGACGAGCAACCGAAACUGGGAACACCCAAGGUCGUCAAAGAUGCCCCGAGUCUCUCUAGAAGUGCCGGUCUUGGUCACAAGGCAGGCAAAACAUCUCGUCCAGAUGUUACGCCCUCGAGAGCACACGUCCAACCAACCCUCGAGAGUGUAAGCAAGGUGAAAAACAAUAUUCCACUGGCCACACGUGGAGUAUUGUCCGAGGGCGAUAGCCUGGAAUCCUCGAAGGAAGAGGUUCAGCGGCAGAAGGCAAUAUCGUAUCUCAACGAAGCAUGGAAGCGGAAUGGUCUUGAUUGGAUUCCGGCCGCUUUCCAGCACCUCCAGCCAACUCUGACGACUCAGAGUCUUGGGGUCCUGGUUGACAUCACCCAUCAGGCAUCAAAGAACGGUAUACGACUUGCAAGGCUGUGGUCGAAGCCUGAUGGUCCGCUUUAUAAAGCGACUUCGAACAUUGCAGGCGACAGACUGAUCUUCUCCGAAGACGUCGCCGAGGCAUCACUCUCUUUCUUCGAGGCAGAGAAGUCGGAAGCGGCAAAGACUCGAGGCACAGCUUCGCGUGAAGCAAGAGUAACACCGGCCGAAAGCUCUUCGAGGCCCGGCUCGGUCGCGAGGCCUCCUUUUGCGCAGGAUCCGCUGGAAGCUUUCCGCCACGCAUAUCCCUCCUUUUCGGGCAGCGUAGGUGACUUUGUGAAGGCUUGUUUCACGAUCAAAGACCUGCGUCGGAAACGACUGCUUCCCAAGUGGCUCUACGACGACUUCAUCCGCGCUUUCGUGGACGGAUUCGUCCCUUACAUCCAAACCCUGGACGAUGACGAGGAGCCGCUCUCGGCAUAUCAGUGGUACGUCGAGUACGUGGACCGGCCAGCAUAUCAGGGCGGUGUCGUGACACGCGAGAAUCUGUAUCUAGUUUUCAAGAUCUACCACAGCGAAUUCAAAUCGGCAAGAGAGUCUGUGUUGGAGAGCGGAACUCCGUUUCCAGAGGUUGCACAGAGGCGUCUCUCUGAGCAAUCAGCGGCGUUGAACCUGAGCGUGGGUCCUAAGACGCCAGUUGCGCAGAAUAGCAACCCCACCCCAAAGCCUCAUAUCGAGACACGCCCAUCGGACGACACGCCUAGCAAGCUUGCCUCCUCUUCGGUGCAUGCUUCAAUUGCGGAACAGCCGAUUGCUUCAAAGACAAACAGCAUUGACCAUGUUGGCGAGCAGUCUGCUAAUGAACCUCAUACUCACAAUGCCUUACCUCCUGCACCGGACAUCCCCCCUACCAAUGGGGAUAAGGCCAAACAACAAGUGACAAACAACGCGGCAUCAAGCCCUCGGAACCCUCCGGUGUCUGUCCCGGCCAUUCGACGACACACAAACGCUCUGCAGGACGACGAAGACGUCACAUUCAUAUCCAGUACCCCGCGGCCUCGUACCGCAAAUCCUUUGAAGGAAGCCAUCAAGACGGAAAGCAACAACAACGGCAUAACCGCCGCCGCCACCACCACGCCAUUACCGCAGAAGGCAGUUCUCAACCCACUCCUAUCUGAGCAGAGGGUACCUUUAUUCUCGAAGCCCACCAAGGCCACCAUCAUCGCAGAGACCCCGCCGCGAAAGACAGCCAGCCCGCCCAAGCGGACUACCCAGCACCCAGCAGCACGUCGUAGCCUGCCGGCCUCGUUCUCCGACGGCCGGCCGCCUCCCGCUUCAAUGCCGAUCAAGGCUCCAGUACCAGUGACGACGAGCCCGGCGGCGAGCCCCGUGCCAAGCGGCACGCCAAAAACCGUGUUGGGUUCCUUUUUCCAGGAGAGCCGCGUGAAGAAACCCAAGCAGAAGGCGGCCAUGACGGAGAAGGAGAGAAGACAAGCGGCUUUGGCCAAGAUGGAGAGGAUGUCGAAGGAAGGACGGUAUAAGCCACCGUCUAGCACGAUGCCUCCCACGUCUUGA
This is a messenger RNA of Colletotrichum fioriniae, 2919 nucleotides long. Lineage: Eukaryota; Fungi; Ascomycota; Sordariomycetes; Glomerellales; Glomerellaceae. The record is from RefSeq and is a predicted model, not a curated record.